Molecule: messenger RNA, 6225 nt
Organism: Paramecium pentaurelia
Lineage: Eukaryota; Ciliophora; Oligohymenophorea; Peniculida; Parameciidae
Source: the annotation of a GenBank genome assembly
AUGGGAAACUUUUGCAUUGAUGUUUGUAACAAUAUAAACAACACAUUAAGAGGAACUGCUUCAGGAGGUGAUAGCAAAGGAGCUAAGUAAGGUGGCAAAAAAGGGAAAUUUGUUGAUUUUAAUAUUGGUGCUUCUACAAUUUCAAAGGAAGAAUUUAAAUAAGCAGCAAAGAAAAGAAAAGAAGAACAAAAAAAGUUAGAAUUAAUAGAUAAAAUGUAGGAAUAAGAAAUAGAAAGGAAAUUGAAAUAGGAACUUGAAAAAAUAUAAAGAAGAUAAAUGGAAAAAAGAUAUUUGAGAAGAGAUUUUAAGUAUUUUGAUGAAGCCACUCAACAAAGAAUAUAUAAUUUUGGUUUAUUAGACAAAGAUGAAUUAUUAUAAUAAAUUAUGGGAUAUGCUACUAUAAGAAUGCUAAAUGAAAAAUAAUGUGAACCACUUGCAUAUUUUCCACUUAAAAAUUCAGAUGAAUUAUUAUGGGAAGAUCAUUCAGAGUAUUUAUAAAAUAUUGUACUGGAUGAAAUUAUAUAAUUAGAUGAAUCUGAAAGUUAUAAAUCAAUGUUAUGGACAGGUAAAAGAUUAUCCAAUCUAAAAUAAUAAUAUUUAGUAGAAAUCACACAAAUUAAGAAAAAUGAAUACCUUUAAUAAUUUGAAGAGAAUUUCUACUUCAAUAAAUCUAUUUAAUAAUUGUUAGCAUUAACUAAAUAAGAUACUAUUGCAUCAGAUAUUUAUAAUGUCUCUUAUUAGCAAUAAUGGUUUCUAUUAAAUUAUUCAAACAUCUUUUUAAGAGUUACAGAUAUGCCUAUAGCUACAUUAAGUGAAGUUAUUAAAAUAAGAGCUUCAUUCCCUAAAAUGGAAGGAGCUUAUAAAGAAUAAGAAAUCUUGGGAUUUUUAAUCCUUAUGAUGAGAGCUCUAAGAGAUGCAAAAUCUAUCUAUAUUAAUCAUGGAAAUGUUAAUGAUGAAAAUAUCUAUUUGAGUGGAGAUGGAUAAUAUAGAAUUAAAGGUUUUAAUGAAUUAAGAAUCACUAGUUACAUAGUUAAGAAACCUGUUAGUUAGACUUUAAUUAAAAAGACAUCUAAAAUAUAUUCAGAUAAUCGCAGUGAGGCUGAAAGUGAAGAAUUAUUAGUUGAAGAUGAGAGUAGAUAUGAGGAUGAAGCAGAAUAAUAUGAAUUAUGUUGUACCUACUCUUAUUUGUAAUACUAUAUCAAAUAGGUUAAACCUAGACAUUUAAUCUUUUUUAAUGAAACAAUGAGACCAGUAAUAGAAAAGGGUUUAUUUUUAUAUUGGAAUAAAAAUUUUGAUAAAAUGAGUGAGGAAGCAAAAAAAGAAAGACUUGUAAGGAAUACUGAAGAAGUGCUCUUAAAUUCCUUAAUAAUGCAAUAAAACUUUUAUAGUUUAGCUAUUAUAGCAAUUCAAAUGAUUAGUUUAGGUAAAUUUGAAAAGUGGUGCCAAAAUAAAUAGAAGACAUCUCAUCAUUCUAAUUAGAGUAACAAAAAUGAUAUCAGUUAAGCAGCCAAAUUUAUAAAAUCCUUUAGUGGUUUACACACUGAUGAAAUUUAUCUUAAUUAAAGAGUUAAGAAUUUUGAAGAAUUUAAAGAAUAUCAAGCAAAGAACUAUCUUGAAAUUAUGUCCUUUUUAGCACAAUAUUAAUUACUUAACAAUAAAUAACAAAAUUAUUAAAUUGUUAUUUUAUAUUUAUAAGAUAUGCUUAAACCAAAUUGUGAUUGGAAAAGGAUUAUGGAUUAAUUAUAAGAAGAGGAAUUUGAUCCACCAAAUGAUAUUAUAUUCUUUUAAAAGAGUAAUUUUGAAAAUGAAUAAACCAAUAAAUCAAAGAAUGAAAAAACAUCAAAUUAAUAAUAAUAAGACAAAAAAAAAUCUGAAAAAUAAAUCAAUCUUGCCUAAUAAGAAAAACCUUAAGCUGAUUUACCAAAAACAGAGUUAUCCACUAUUGUAGAUUAUGAAGAAGAUAAAGGUGGAUUAUUAAUAAGAGCAUUUAAUGUGUCAGAUUAAUUUUAUGAUAUUAGAAAAUACUUUUAUUAAAUUUAAGGAUAUAUGCUUAUAAGAAAUACUAGAAUAGGGUAAGAAGCUGCUAAAUAUAUUUUAAAAACAAUAAAUUCAUUAUAAAUUAAUGAUCUAAAUAAAUUAGCUCAUUAUAAAAUUAAUAAUCCAAAUUAAAUUUUUUUUUCAAAAACUGAAUAUGUUUUUCUAAAAUUUUGUUUAGGAUUUUGUUAUAUGUAAAAUAGAGAAUUAGAAUUAGCAUAUACAACAUUUACAUCACUUGAAUCAGAUAUUUCAAAUGCAGAUCCUAAAACUUUAAAAAAGAUUAAUCAAUCAAAUAUCAAAUUUUAUUAAGGACUUAUUACCUUUAUAUCUGGAGAAGCAGAAGAUGCAUUAUAACUCUUUAAUAGAGUACUCUAAAUUUCUAAAAAUAACCUUAAAGAAAUCAACGAAAAAGCAUACUAUUAAUUUAUACAUUAUUAUUUUCUAUUGUAACUUGAUUAAGAUGGUUAUUUUGAAGCAUUUAAGUAUAUUCAACAAUUAAAUGAAUAUCAUGAAUAAUAAUGCUAAAAAUAUGAUUAUAUAAGUAAAAGUUUGAUAUUAUCAUGUUAUAAUCGAGGCAAAGCUUAUUAUGAAGUAAGUUAAUUUGAACUCAGUAAACAUUACUUUGAUAUAUCUCUUAAAUUAAUAUAAAAUAUUACUCGUUCAGGGAGUGAGAUGGAUUCUCUUAGACUAUUAAAUUUAGGUUAUUUGAGCUACUUACAUUUUUUAACUAAUGAUAUGGAAAACAUGAAGUCAAAUUUAUAAAAGGCAAUGAGUAUAAUGUAAGAGGCUUUGAGUAGUUUUCAUUGUUUGGAGACAGUUGUUUUAUUUUUUAAUUUUUUUGGAUUUCUUCUAAAAUCCUUAUAUACAGAUUUAGAAGAUAUGUAUUAAUAGGUUGAAUUAUUUUAAUUAACAAUUGAUAACAAUAAAAGAGUGAAAAUAGAUUAAUUUUUCAAGAAAUUUGUUUUUGGUAAGAUGUUUUAUUAUGCUGGAGAUAUUAAGAAAGCAUAAGAACUUUUUUUAGAUGCUGUUUAAUUACAGUAAUAUUAGAUUGCUGAUGAAUUAAGAAUAAAAUAGACAUAAAAUAUUUCAGUUCAUUAAUUAAAAGAAUUUUAACAAAUAAAAAUACAAAUGCUUAAGGAAUAUCAAGAAUAAUAAAAAAAAUUUAAAACAACUUUACCACCACCUGAAAGAGAUAAUUUAACUGUUAGAUUAUUAAUGGAAGUAUAUGAUUGGUUAGGAUAUAUCUAUAUAAAAUAAAAUCAAGAGAAAAAAGCUAUGUUAUGUUAUAAAUUAUAUGAAUAAUAUAUGUACAAUUUAUUUAGAUUUGAAUAAACUUUGAUUGAUGAAUAUACAAUGAGAUGGGCUAAAAUUUAAUUUUAUUUAUAAAAAUAUGAUGAAAGUUUAAAAUUAUUUUCUUAAUUGGCUUGUGAUCUUAGAAAAUAGAAAGUAGAUGAAGACUUAUAUUUUGAAUAUUAAUAAAUUCAAAGUGAUAUCAGUAGAUGGAUGGGAUUAUUAUAUUUAUUGUAAAAUAAAGAUGCUUCAGCAAAGGUUGCUAUAGAACGUUCAAAAGAAGAAUUGAUGAAACUAUAUAAGUAAUAGUAAGUUAAUGAAGUGUCUAAAACAUAAACUAAUAAUAGUAGAAUAGGUACAUAAUUAAGUGAUCCUAAAUUAUUAUCAUAAGAAAGAGAAGAUUAAGUUGCGAAUUCAUAAUUUUAAGUUUCAAAUAGAGUUGAAUAUGUUGGAACUUCAAUGAUUUAACUCUAGAUAUAAAGGAGAAAUGUAAUGGAACAAAAUUAUUUCAAAUUGUAAUAAGCUCCAGUUCUGAUAUUAUUAGUAUAAAAUUAUAUGCGUAUAAUUUGGGAUUGUAUAUCAUUAAAUUUAAAGAAGUUAUCAAUUACUUAUGUAGAAGAAUUUUUGAGUUUUCUUGAAAAGGAUAAAUAUCUAAAUACUCCUAUUUUUGAAAAUGUUUUAAAGAGUUCAAUCAGAUCAGAUGUUUAUUUUUUAGUUGGAUAUAUAUAUGGAUAGAGAGGAUAACAUGAAGAGACUUUUAUAUUUUUUAAAAGAUCAUUCAUAAUCAUCAGAGAAUUUUAUGAUAACAAUUAAUUAGAUCAAUAGUUAAUAAUUAAGAUGAGUCUUAUUUAUGAUUAAAUGUCUAGAGUAUUGGCUAAUUAAGGAUUUUAUAUUGAUGCUAAAUAAUAUUUAAUGAAUUCUCUUUAAUUAUUUUAAUAAGUUAAGAAAAAAAUAAAUCCAUUAUAAAUUGCCUAUAAACAUGCAAAUUUAGGAAAUCUCUUAUUUAAAUUAGGUUAAUUUACAGAUGCAAGAGUACAUACUGAAAGUGCUUUAGUUAUUUUUGAAGAAGAGUAUGGAAAAGUAUCAGUACCAGUAUUAUAAACUAGAACAAAAUUACUUGAAAUUUUAUUAGCUAGAAAUAAGAAUUAACUUAUUAGAAAAGCAACAUUAUAAUUAAUUGAAACAUUUAAAAUUGUUUGUGAAACUCAUUAUUCUACUAAAUUAGAUGGAUAAAUUGAUAGAAUGAUAGCAAGUUAUCAUCAUAAAUAUGGUAAUUAUUCAGAAGCUUUAAAUUUAUAUUUGACAGCAUUUAUCAAAUUACUUGAUGAUAAUGAAUAAGGAAUGCUUUUACUUAAUUAAUUAUCUUCAGGAGAAAAGAAUGUUAAAAAUUUAUUAUAAAUUAAAUCAAGUGAUAGAGCUUCACUUGAUAUAGCCUUAAUAAUUUGUCAAUUAUAUGUAGAUAAUUUAUAAUAUGAAAAUGCUUAUGAUUUAUUAAUUAAAUUAUUAGAUUUAAGUUAAGGUAUUGAUUAUGAUCCACCAGAAUUAGGUAAAAUUGCUGUAUUAGGACAUGAUAAAGAUGAAGACAUACAUAAUAGUUCAGAAGGAAUUUUAAAAAUUAUUUCUUGUUUUAAUAGAAUUGAUACAAAAAAAGGUAAUUUAACAGUUUUUGAGAUUAGAAGAACUGAAAUUUUUGAAAUGCUGAAAUCUAAAAGACAUAUUAAUUUAUUAUUUAUUGCAGAUAUUUAUAGAUUAUUGGGAUAAAUAUUAAAUUUUUGGGAAAGAUAACGAUUUGAAGCAUAUUUCUUUGUUAAUUACACUUCAAUCAUUUCAAAAUAUUAUGGAAGUCAAUCUAAAUUUUAAAGUUAGAAAUCUAAAGUGAAGAAUGUUAGAGGAUAAUAAAUUGAUGAAUUUUAAAGUUAAAUAUUUAAUUUUUUAAUUGAUGCCUUAAUUAUUUAUUAAGAAGCAAUAGGUGACUAUCAUACUCAUUUUGUUGAAACAUUAUAUCUAUUAUCAGAAAGAUAAUAUUUAUUAGAAUAAUAUGAAGAUUUAUCAAAAUAAGCAACUCAAGUUAUUGGUUUACUUAAAUAAUUAAAAUUGGCAUUUCCAAUUAAAUAAUGGAAAUUAAUGCUUACAUAAGUUAAAACUAAUUUAUAAAAUUGUAAAGCUUAUAAAUAAUUAUUGUUAAUCAUUCAUAGAUAUAAUCUUGAUUCAGGAUAUAAAGAUUUGGAGAAUACUGAAGAUAUUUUAUAUGAAAAAACAAUACAAAAAGUUAAAGAUAUGAUAGUAGGUGAUAAGAAGAAAAAAACAAAAAAAAAUGUAAUCUAAAUUAAUAGAGAAGGAUUAGCUGCUAUUGCUUGUUUGAUAAGAUCUGAAGAAGAAGAAUUUAUAUAUUUUCUUGAGAAUCUUGAAAAUCAACAAGAGGAACAAAUUGUCACUCGAUUAACAGUUGAAGUUAAUUUUGCAAAAUAACAAAGAGCUUUUUAUGAAAUUAAUAAUCUUUAGGCUUCCUCUUCCUCUCCUCAUAUGAAAAAUUCGAAUAAUUAACCUAAGACAUAAACUCCUAAACAUUAGAAAGAUGAGAAAUCAUUUUUUGCAUAAAAAUAACGAUAUCUUGAUACUACAAAAGAACUAUUACCAUAAUAAUAAAGAGUUUUAUUUGAAGGUUUAAGAGGUAUGAGAGCAAUUAAAAGAUUUAUUAGAAGAUAUUUAAGAAGAAAAAUGAAAGCAAAGUUAAAGAGAGAAUAGGAUGAAAAACACAAUAUGUAUUUAGAAGGUAAUGACUCUAUCAUAAGGUCUGAAAUUUCUCAUCUUUUAUAUGAGAUGAAAUAAAUAAAAAUUAUUAUUAUAACCUUAUUAGGAUAAUCUUACUAUAAUUAAAAGAACUUAGAUGAGGAUUGA